Molecule: messenger RNA, 12585 nt
Organism: Pantherophis guttatus
Lineage: Eukaryota; Metazoa; Chordata; Lepidosauria; Squamata; Colubridae
Gene: DENND1B
Product: DENN domain containing 1B
Biological process (GO): endocytic recycling; endocytosis
Cellular component (GO): cytosol; intracellular membrane-bounded organelle; nuclear speck
Molecular function (GO): phosphatidylinositol phosphate binding; guanyl-nucleotide exchange factor activity
Source: RefSeq, a predicted model, not a curated record
GGAACCCUCUGGCGAGGCUGCUGCUUUUCCUUCCCGCCCUUGGGCUAAGCGUCCGUCCGUCGCAGCAGCCCUGGCCAAGGCCCAGGGAAGAGGUUCCUCCAGCCCCCGUAGAGCUUCCUGCUUUCCACAAGGUGCCAAAGAAGCCGCUUCUCUGCGGCAGGAACUGAGAGAGGUAGAAGAGAGGCUGGGAGGGAGGUGCUGCUGCUGCUGCUGCUGCUUUUACGGCCGCCGUCGCGCCAGGCCGGGGAGGCGAAAGAGCGAGACUCGGGCCGCCCUCGGCGAAGACGCCUGGGAAGCCGCACGCGACCCCGACCUGCUCCCCUUGGGACGCGCGGGGAAGAAGAGCAAACGAGACAAGAGCCGGCGCUUCCCUUCCCUCCCGUCCUCCUUUCCCGCCCAGGCCGGACUGGCGCCUGCCUUUUCCCUUCAGGGGGUGCCGCCGCCUCCUGGGACCCCUCACCCCGAGAUGCGACCAUGGACUGCAGGAUCAAAGAAAAUCCAGAGACUACCUUUGAUUUGGUGAUACAAGUAAAAUGCCAGGCUUCUGAAAAUGAAGAUCCUGUGGUUUUGUGGAAGUUCCCGGAGGACUUUGGAGACCAGGCAGUCCUCCAGAGUAUACCUAAAUUCUGCUUUCCUUUUGACAUUACAAGGGUAACACAAGUUGGACAGCAUUUUACUUUUGUGCUUACUGACAUUGAAAGCAAGCAAAGAUUUGGAUUUUGUCGUUUAACAUCAGGAGGCAAAGUGUGUCUAUGCAUUCUAAGCUAUUUGCCAUGGUUUGAGAUGUACUACAAACUUUUAAAUACACUGGCGGAAUAUUUAGCUAAAGAGCAGGAAGCUGACUUGAAUGAUUUAUUAGAAACAUGGCAUAACCAUUCUGUGCCAGAGGCAAAUACUCCUAUCAGCUUAAAUUUGCAUUCAUAUUUUAUUACUCCUGAUUUAACUGGAUUACCAACUGUUCCUGAAAGUAGAAAUCUUACUGAAUAUUUUGUUGCUGUGGAUGUGAAUAACAUGCUACAACUUUAUGCCAGCAUGUUGCAUGAGAGACGCAUCAUUAUUACCUCCAGCAAGCUAAGCACUUUAACUGCUUGUGUUCAUGGGUCAGCUGCAUUGCUAUAUCCAAUGUACUGGCAGCAUAUAUACAUCCCGGUGCUCCCACCACAUCUCCUGGAUUAUUGCUGUGCACCAAUGCCUUAUUUGAUUGGAGUUCACUUCAGUUUAAUGGAGAGAGUCAAAAGUAAAUCACUGGAGGAUGUGGUGAUGCUAAAUGUUGACACAAAUACAUUGGAAACACCAUUUAAUGACCUGAGCAAUCUACCAAGUGAAGUGGUCUCGGCCUUGAAAAAUCAACUGAAGAAGCAGUCCACAGCUACUGGUGAUGGAGUAGCCAGGGCGUUCCUCAGAGCUCAGGUGGCCUUGUUUGGUUCCUACAGAGAUGCACUAAGAUACAAACCUGGAGAGCCUAUCAUUUUUUGUGAGGAAAGCUUUAUCAAGCAUCGUUCCAGUUCUACUAAACAUUUUCUGGAAACUGCAGUGAAUCUCCAACUUUUUAAACAGUUUAUUGAAGGUCGACUUGCAAAGCUAAAUGCAGGAAAAGGAUUCUCCGAUAUAUUUGAAGAAGAAAUCUCAUCAGGAAGUGGAGGAAAUUUAAGAACAUACCAUCAGUGGAUGCAUACUGUGAAGAAAGGAGGAGCCUUGAUCAACACAGCAGUGAACAAAGCUACUCCAGCUGUGAAAACAGCAUACCAAUAUGCAAAAAAUCAUGCAAAACAGGGAAUAAAAGAGGUGAAGAGUAAGUUGAAACACAAGGAAAGAGAAGAUGGCUAUGGAAUUUGUAGCUCAGGUUUUUCACAAUAUGCUCCAUUCUGUACCUUUCAUAAUUCUCCAAGAGAGAACACAGAAAAAAGGCGACUUGCACAGGCACGCUUUGGGCAUUUUCCGACCAAUAUGCAUAAUAAUGACUCUGCCUUGGAUGAAGAUGCUGAUGAUGAACUAGACCCAGGAAGCAAAUUGUCAUCGGAAGACAGUGAGGAAACAUCUUACUAUUUGUAUGACAGUGAUGACUCUGGGGAAUUAGCCAAAACGUCUGUUCCUCAUGGAGAAAUGGACCUGCUGGGAGAGAUUUUGGAUACACUGAGUACACAUAGUUCCGAUCAAGGGAAGCUCUCGGGGGCAAAAAGCUUGGACUUUUUUCGAUCAAUGGAUGACAUUGACUAUAAGUCAAAGAAUAAAUCCAACACUCCAAGUGAGAGCAAUCUUGCCCUACUCUGUAGUGGUUGGACAUCUGAUCUGGCUACUUCGAAUCAGCGACAAGAUAACAACAUCCUCACAGAAAGGAAGCUUCCUCAAUCACCCAGGAAACAUGUUCCUUCCAGCAGUUAUAGAGAAUCUGUUUUUGUGCUAAAUAAAGAAAAACCUAACCUUACCUCCAGUGCUGAUGACUUGACUUCGCCUAAUAAUUAUCCAAGAUCUCCAGAUUCACCCCAAGAAACUAUGCAGGAACAUUCUCUGCAAACUUUGCAACUGAAGAGUAAGUGGAAUGAAACACUAAGCAGGACCUCUGCAGAUGAGAAGUCACCAAGCUUGAGUCCAAAUCCAUCUUUCCUCGUUCCAUGGGAGAGGGAAACCCAAGAUGGAAAUGAAAUUCUUGAAGAAGGUGGGCUUCUUCAAGAAGUGGUGUCAUUAUGUAAACUGACUUCUGCUUUCAAUCAAGGUUUAAACAUUUCAGGGGACAGGUUUUCCAACAGCAGUGGGAAUAAAACGUAAGGAAUAUUUAUUUAUUGAGGGGUUACAUGCGUGGUAAAUGACUAAAGGAAAACAACUCAGGAUACCAUAAAAAGGAAAUAAGAGAUCUUCAGGUUUUUUAAUCUUUAGUUUUAGUUGGCCUUAUUUUUGUGUUUUUAUCCUUUUAUUUUGAGCCUAAAUCCUUUGAAUAUAUUUGCUCCACUUCGGUUCACAAUAUAAGCUUGCAUUUGGGAUGGGGCUGUAUAAGAGAACCAGUUUGGUCUAGUGGUUAAGGCACCAGACUAGAAACCAGGAAACUAAGUACUAGUUCCACCUUAGCCAUGAAAGCCAGCUGGGGGACUUUGGACCAGUCAUUUUCUUUCUCAGCCCAACCCACCUCGCAAGGUUGUUAUUGUGGGGCAAUAAGAGGAGGAAGGAGUAUUAGGUAUGUUAUUGAGUUAUUUAUAAAGGUGGGAUAAAAAAAUCUAAAAAGAAAAUGUGUUUACAAACAUGUUUAGCAUGCAGUCAGUUACAGCUUCAUCCUGGACAUUUCCAGUUGUAUUUUCAGCUGCCAUGUAUAAAAACCUGAAAGUCACUGCCAGUCAGUAUAUGCAAUACUGAGUUCAGAUAACAUGCCAUCUUAACUAAAGCAUUCUAGAUUCAUGGUACUAGCUUGAUUUCACAUUUAAGCCACAGCUGGUCUGUGUCAUGAAACAGUUUUUAAUCAUUUCCUUUCCCUAUAUGCAAAAAGAAAUGUAUCAGACAGACACAUUUAUCCUUCUAUAACAGAAACCAAGAAAUGUAGCAUGACUAUUCUGGAACUUAAUAUGUGAUCUGAAGGCCUUAAACUGAGAAGGGCAGAUUUAAAUACCUUAAAGGCUGAACUGUAAAUACGUGGGGGGGGGGGGAAGCCAUCAUUAUUUCGUAGCUGCAAAUGUGCUUGAGUGAAAAGAAAUGCAGACCAUUUAUCAAACAACGGAACUCUUAAAUUUACAGAUGAUCACCAGUGUAAUAUUGUUUAUGCAGUGAUUUUAGUAAACUUGUGAGAACUUUGUUAAAUGUGCUGACAUUACCAAGCACUACCUAUCAGUAAGAUGAGAAUUCUAAUAUGUGCUUGUACCACUUAUUAACCCCAGUUGAUAAUGAUUGCUUUGGAUUUAUUAUAAAAUAUAUUGUUUUUAAUUUUUAGCAGACAAUGCCCCUGUCUUCCAGACUCUGAAAAAUGGUACUGUGUAUAUAUAUAAAUAUAUAUUGAAAUUAUGAAAUGCAGCAAAAAGUUUACAACCGCUUUCAGAACUUAUUAUUAUAUUUUACAUUUUGGUUUUCUUGAAAUACAUAUUUUGACCACAGUUGGAAUUUUAAUGGAAUGAACCUUUGAAAGAUGUAAUAUUUUUAAUUGAAAAUAAUCUGUUCUUCUGGAGAUCAUGCCUCUUUACAGAUAACUUUUAACAUGUUUGUAAAGUCAUUGGGUUGUUGUUAAGUGUGCUGCCUAACCAAAUUCUAUACUUUUAGUUUUUUAAACAACAAAGGAACAGUUGCAGUAAAAAGAGAAAUACAUUAGACUCAUGGUGCAAAUCCUUUUUGGUUAUAGGCAAAUGAGUCAAAGAACCACCACAAUUUCUAGCAUUUAGGUUUAAUUUGUGAAGAGGAUGAGAUCCAUCUAUUACAAUCUCCCUACCAAUCACUGACAGCUUUUUAAAAUAGUCUUCUAAAGAAUUUAUUCAAAAAUCAAUUAUCUGGUAUACAUAUAUCAAUGUUUAAAAGCUCCUUCAGAUUUGUCACUAGAUCAAAUAUUUUGGAAAUGGUCAGAAGUGGUUUCUAGAUAUAUGUAUAAAACAGCUGACAGACUUUUAGAUCCUAUAGAAUAGUAGUCCCCAACCUUUCCAGCUUGGUGGUCCAGCAGUGGGAGAGAGGAAAUGGUUCUGUGUGAGGGGCAGGCGCGCCUGCAAGUACACACAGCUCCAUUUGUGCAAGUGGUGUGUGUGUGUGUGUGUGUGUGUGUGUGUGUGUGUGUGUGAGCGCCCGCUGCUCACACAAAUGGAGCUUCGCACACAUGCCCACAGCUCAUGCAAAUGGAACUUCGUGCACAUGCAUGAGCCCACCACUUGCACAAGUGGAGCUGUAUGUGGGCUGCCACCUGGGAUUUGGGGACCCCUGCUGUAGAAAGAUCAAUUGAAUAUAGAAACAAUUCUUUUCCCCCCAGCACCUAUUUUAUAGAAUGCAAGGUUCUUUCUCUAUUGUAUUGUAUCAUUAAUUCGUUCUCCAAGUAUAAAGGUUUAUCCUAAACAUGUUUCACUGUCUCAUAUACAAGUUUCAUUUUCAAAAAGAAGAAAAACUAUGCAUAUGCAAACUUUCCACAGCAAUUAUAAAGUGCUUCUUCUUUUUUUAAAAAGGUUAAAUCCUGCAUGGAUAUCUCUAUGAAUCUUACACAACAAGAUUACGUGGAGAUGGGGGGGGAGAGCGAAAAAGCUUUAUCUAGUAAAGUUCACAGGUUUUCAGUGACUUUCAUGGUUAGUGAAUGUGAUUUGGGAUUCCAUCUAUAUGGAAUUCUCUCAUGGUAAAGUAUGUAUUGAUGAGUCUUCUUGAUGAACUUUUGAAAUAUAACUUUCUUUGGUCCUUGAACUUACUCCUAUGCCAGAUUUUAUUAUAGUUGUCAUUUGUUCCAAGGGUAACAAUUGUGCCUUAAAAAUGUGUGCUGCGAUACUUGCCAACUCUUUUUAUUAUUAACAAAAGGACAAAGUAUUUCCAAAGGAUCAGAGUAAACUUUCAGCUAGCAACUACUCUGUUUGCCACCAGUUAUUGUCCUAAAAUUCUCUGUAUAGGCCACAUAAAUAAUAUUUCUAUAGUGACAGAAAUAUUACAGUUCCCAUAUAUCGUUUUACCUAUUUUUUAUUCGCUGUUUUGGGGAAAUUUAAAUUACUGUUUUUAAUAUGGUGUGUUUUUUUAAACAAAUAUUUUAAAAAAUAUUUCUCAGGAAUCCCAGCAAUUAUGUCUAUUGAUCAUGUGAUUCUUUCUAUAAAAUAUUGGAUUAUUUUACUGAAAUUUAGCUUAUUUAUUCAAUACCAUUAGUCAGUCUAGAAUGCAAAUAGACAGCCUAGUGUUGUCUGGGACUUCAGCUCCCAUCAGACCAGCUGGCAUGGCUAGUGGGAAAGUCAAAGGAGAUGUAGUUCAUAACAUCUGGAGGUCAAUAGAUGGCUUAUUCAUAUUUAGAACAAAUAAUGCAUUGUUCAGUCAGGUGAUUAGCUGGCUAUUCAAAUUUAUUUUUAAUAGAUGAUAUAAAAUCACUUUUAGUUGCUUUAUACCCACCAUGGAUUUUAUCAGAUAUGUAAAAGGGAAAUCUGUUUAAACCUUUAUCCUAUCCCCAAAUCAAAAGGCCCAGGCAGCAUAUAGAAUAAUUGCACCAACAGCUUUCCUUAACUAAUGUCUUUCCAAGAAUGGAAAAGAUUAUUUUGAAAAAUCAACUACUUUAGUUCAGAGUUGGUUAUGCAUCUAAUGGAUAAGAGAUUGCUUUGCUAUCACUUUCCAAACCCUUAAAUAACCAUCCUAUGCCCUGAUCGACUUUUGCUACAUUGCAGAAAUUAAAAUUGCUUAAACUAGAAAGAUAUUUUUUCAGGUACCUCUAUGCAUAGAGAAUUACAUGGAGUAAUGUGUUGUAAUGAGACCCACUUUGAUGAAUAGUAGAAUAGUGAAAAAGGCAGUCGUUUUUUUUUCCAAACUGACUUUUUAAAUAUUUCCCUAGCAUUUCAAAAAGUGAUAUUACUACUUUUUGAUUGCUGUGAGUUAGUUUAUCAAAAACUGUCAGUACUGGCUAACUUUGCUCUCAAAGAUGUCAACAGUGAUUUUCCAAUUGAUUGAAUAGACGGCUUGCACUGAUGAGCACCUUUGAAAAUUUUAAUUUUCAUAGCUAGACUAGAUAAAUCCAUCAAAAGAUCUGUUAACAUUGUUUUAGCAGUGCUUAAAUCAUUAUACUUAGGUUUCAUUAGAUAAAUUAUAUAAAACAAAACAAAUAUCCCCUUUUAUUCAUCCUGCCCAUAGUUUACUAGUAUAUCUUAUAGGCUGUAUUGAGCAGGGAAUGAAAAAUAGUAAUGUUAGUUGCCAGUUGGGUGAGAAGUAUGUGUCCGUUUCUGUAAUCUCUUCCUAAUAUUAGUAUUCAUUUCAUAAGUGAGUCCAGGCUCCUACUUAGCUAAAGAAUUAGAAAAGUAUUUAUGUCAUUGGGAGCUUUUUCUUACGUAUCUUUGCUUCAAUAUAGCAACAGUGUAGAUGCCACUGUUAACAUGAAACUUUUGUGCUCUGAUAGAAUGUAAUUUUGAAGUCAGUCUUUUCAAUAAGAGACAUAAAAACCUUUAAAAAAAAACCUUUUUAAAAAAGUCAAACUUUACAAAAUUGCCAAACCUCACAUGGGUUCAGCAUUGUUAUCUCUACACAUUCUUCUCUGUGAAGAUGUUACCAUUUUUUUUUAAUGUUGGGGUUUUGUAGGCACCAAUUCAGGGUACCUUGCUGCCAAUCCUUGGUAUAAUUCAAGGGGAAAAAGGAAUAAGAAGUGUGACCGUCUUCCUAAUUUGUUACUAUAGGAAAUGUAAGGACUACAGUAUACAUGCAGACAACUGCCCCAUGAUGGCUGGGGAUGGUCAGAGUUGUAUUCCCUUAUGUCUGGAGGACACAGCCUUGAGGAAAACUAGAUCAGGCUUUAAUUCACAAACAAGACAUUGGUUGGCUUUGAUAGGUGUACUGUUCACUUUGUCCAAAGAAAAAGUUAACAAUUUUAAAGCUCUCACUUCCUAGACAACAAUAAACCCUGUUCUGAAUUCAAAGGAACACAUCACUGCCAAGCUCCUUAAACUCACACCCGCAGGAAGGUAAACAAUCUUAGAUUUCUUUUUUAAAAGAAGUUUUAUUAAAUUUUUCUUUUGCAUACAUAUUUUAUGAACAGAGUAUUGACCUGGUCUUGUACAUCUUGUAACAUAGUUAUAUAUUGAUUUUUAUAGUCUAUUCCAAUCUUCCUUUUUGUUUUUUCCUAAUACAAUUUACAUAUUUCAGUUUCAGCCAUAAUAUUCUUUUUCCCUACUUCUAAUCUCUUCUUAAUACAUAAUAUAUAAACAAUAUCACCAUCUGACCUUCAAUUCCUAGUUUCUUAGCAUAACAUCAAUUAUCUUAUUUCUGCACUUAUAAAAUAUAUUUCUAAGAAUUCCCAUCAUACUUUUUGUCUAUAAACAAUGUGCUUCAUUAUAUUCAAUUCUUACAUUGAAACCCUUUAACUUAAUUAACCUUCCACAUUUUAUCUUAAUCUCUUCUUAGUACAUAAUAAGCAAUAUCACUAUCCACCUUUAAUUCCUGAUUUCUUACUGUAGCAUCAAUUCAUUAUUUUAUUUCAUCAUUUACAACAUGUUUUUUCAAAAUCUCCAUUGCACUUGUUACCAUUUCAAUUUAGUCUCUUGAUUUCAAUUAUUUUCAUAAUUGAACCAAAUUGCCACUUCAUAUUUCAUCUGCUGUUCUGUUUUACAAUAAACAAUUUACAUCAUCAUAUUAGCUUCUUACAUUCACAAUUAAUAAUAUUAAUACAGUUCCCUUAGAUCUACUAAUAUAUACCUUAUUUCCCUUCCUCCUUUUCCACUAUUCUUCCCCUUUUAACCAUUUUCUCUUGGUCUCUACAAAAUUCCAUUUCUUAAUAAUUUGUUCCUUUCAUCCCAUUCUCUUAACUUUUUCUUUUCCUUUAUUUUAUCUUUUCUCCUGAAUCCUUUUUCUAACUUUUGGGUCUAUUACUUGCAUAAUUCUCCCCAAGCUUUUUUCUAAUUUUUUUCCAUUUCCUUCUCUUCCCUUUGAUUGAUUCUUUUUUGGGGGGAUAUUUCCCCCUGUCUUCUCUUUUUUUGCCACUGUAAAUCCCAGUGUAAACAUCUAACUUUUUACAUUCAAUUCCUUUUCCUUCAGUAUUAUUUUCUUGCUUCUCAUUUAUAGUCUCUUUUUCCUGUUUUGUGUGUUCUAGCCAAAUUUCUGACUUUUUGUUGCCCUUUACUGAUUCACGCAUGUUUUUAAACAUCUCAAUUAAUUCCUCACACAUCCAAGACUCCAUAUUGUCAAUUUAAAAAAUUGUUAAUAUUUAUCUUAUAUUUAAUUAAGAUUUUAAAGUCCAUAUAGUCUCUUUUUUAUUUCCAGAUAAUAUCCAGUUUAAAUGUUUGUCCAAUCCACUCCAAUUUAAAGCUUUGUUAUUUUCCACUUCUGUUGAAAGUUGAGACCAAGCAAUUUUAAAAAAAACAAAAGAAAUACUCCUUAAAAGUUCUCACAGUUUCUUUUAGUAGUCAAGGUCACUGCUAUUAUUUUCUUCAAUUUUCAUUCCAGUCUUGUAAUGCUUUAUUUCCACUAGCAGAUGUCUCUCUCCAAUCCACAAUGUUCUCAGAACAACAAAGUAUCAAGCUUACAAAAGUAUUUUAAAUCCACAUAGAAAAUACUUUCCCUCGGAUUUCUUUUCCUUUUAUUAUUUUUAGUUUCUCCAAGAUCAGUUUUAAGUCGUUAUAAAAUUUCUUGGGCUUUAAUAUUUUAAUUUCCUCUUUGUUCUUCUUCCUCCAUUAAAAUUCCCAAUUAGCCACUCAUUUCCUCUCCGGGACACCUUUAAAGUUUUUUUUUAAUUUCCUUUUUUUACCUGUGAGUUGGCCAGCACUCCUUUCAAACACCGUUCCUGUACAAAAAUCUUAUUCUGGUUGCCCCAGCUUCAGAGUGGUCAUUUUUAAAUGGCCGCCACCCCCGCCGCUAGUUCGAAGAGCUGCCUCUGACCUUUCUAGGAACUUGCCUGUUCCUCUUGGUCGUCAGAGGCAGCUCUCCUUCUUCACCGUCCCUACAGGACGGUUCUGGUCCGAAGACUCCCUUGACAGCAGUUUGUCCGGCUGGAUUUUUGCGGAGCUUGUUGGAGCCCGCUAUUUUCCAGCCAGCUUUGCCGCGAUGCUUCCGGUUUCUCCCCCAACAAUCUUAGAUUUCUUGUUUUAGCACUUUUUCCUCUUCAUUUUAAGAUAAUUUGGUGUUACUAGGAGCCAUUUCUUUUCCUCUUCAAGCAAACAAAAGCUGAAGUUUUCAUGCCUUACAUGAACUUAAAAUUUGGCUGCCUGUGAAAGUAAAUUCCAGUGGUGCUUCCUUCUGCCCAAGGUCUCAUAACUCUUUCAAUCUGGGAAUAAGAGAUAAAUUGCAUAAUUAUUCCCUCUUCCACACUUAUUUCAAGUAGCUUCAUGCAAGACAUCAUCUUGCUGGAUUGUGUUCCCAAGAGUUGAAUGUGUCUGGUGCCAUCCAACCAUACUUAACUGCACUCUGUGUCGGCCACUGAUAUUCUCUCAUCCUUUUAUCUUAUAGCGGUGUUGCUUCUGUGUAAGGGAUCCAACUAAGUAAAUGUGCUUAAGCGCCUCAUUUAUGUCCAGUAUCACAAAAUUUCUGAGCAAUAGACCCAAAAGUUCUUUUUCAAAAGGUAACUGGACUUUGUUUUGGGAAAAACAAAGUACAGUUGACUUUUGAAAAAGAACUUUUGGGACAACCAUGACCUGGAUAACUGAGAAUCUCCAUAAAUACUGAGCAAUAGGAAUUCAGAAUAUCCAAAUAGUUUGUUUUUCUCAAGGAUCUGAAAUAAUGUUUCAGGAAAAACAUUAUUUUAAUGUUAAAUAUUUGCUACUUACUGACAUUGGGGCAGGCUUAGUAAAAAUAUGGGUCCUGCUAUUAACUGCACCAUAUGUAGCAAGGCAUGAAUAUAGAAUCAGUAUUAAUGGGAGGGGAGAAGAGAGAGAAGUUAAUAUAAACUUUCAAACUGAAACACUUUUUAAAUGGCUUCUCUCAGCUCUGCCUUCAUCCCAUCUCAGAUCUAAGUAAAGCAUCAACUAGGAUGUGGGAAAGUGUUGGAUUAAAGAAGUGUUGAAUUUUGUGCAAUAUUUUUCCUUAUAUUUGUGUGUGUGCAUGUAUGUUUUGACAAUUAGAAGCACCUGUUGCUUUCUCAGUAGGUCUUUGAGAUUGCUUUUCACCCUAGUAUAUUUCUAGUUUUUGUUUCAAAAUUGUGUUAAAUUGUGUGUAGCAUCUCAUUACAGUUGUAUAGUUAAAAGACGUACAGUACAUUGUCAGUGGGCAAAUAGCUUUUAGUCAAUUGAAAUUGAAUAGGGACAUCCUGUUAUUGUGUUAUAAUACAAAUCUAAAAUUUUGCCAGUUAUUUAGUAGACCUCAGACACUUAUAGCUAGUAAUACCUGUAUUGCCCACAUUACAUUAUAAAUACACAACAGAGUGAGAUUUCUGUUAAUUUACUUGUAAUUGCUGAUCCUGUCUGUCCCACUGUUUCUUCACCAUGCAAAUAAAUAGCUGCUUCUUACAAUUGAUACCAGAUGGCAAUGAAUGGUCAAUAUGUAUAAUUUUUAUGAUCCAUGGUAUGACAUCUCUGGUUGUGAUAAAUGAUUGCUUGUUUCAAUACAUGUUGCCCUUACAUUUGGAUUGUUUAUUUGGUUAACUUUUGUAUAUUUCUUGUACAUUUUCUUCCCAUGGCUAAACGUUGAUCAAGAACUACUUUGAAUUGAUUUACUUGAGUUAAUUGAAGCACUGUGUAAUCUAGUCCUGAUUGCAAGUAGCAGAUAAGCACUGUGAUGAAUUUAGUGUUACAUACCACAUUCUCUGUAUUGCAAUAGUUGUGGUUCAAGAGCGUACUUUAUUUACGUUACACUGUGUACAUAAUUUCAUUAAUGCAACACAAUUAUAUAUUUAUGACCAUUUGUCUUGAAGAAGAGAAUACAGAAAAAAUUCAUCUGAACAGAGCAAAUCGUUCAGUGCCUGGUUUAUUAUUUAAAAAACAAAAUUUCAGAGUUGCAGAAAUCCUUUUUAAAAUUAUGUUAUGAAUGUUGCAAACUAAGCAACAAAAUCCAGGGUGAUUUGCCCCAGAAUGUGUUUCUACUUCUCUUCUACCAAUAUAGAACUAUUUGAAAAGGGACUAGAAUUGUAUUAUUCAUGAAACCAGUAUUGGUUGCACCAGUUAUAUAUAGAGAAAUAAAAAUGUUGCAAAAAGAAAAUGAAGAAUAGUGUAGCCAAUCACAAAAAGGGACAGAUUUAUUUUUUUUUACUGCUAAACAAGUUUCGAAAAAAAGGAGAAAUUCAACAUAUCCAAUAUCUUCCAAAAAGUUCCCUUUGAUGCAGAUAUAAGGCAAACAUCAGCCUCUAGCAAUUUCUUUGCAUCAAUGCCUUUGGGUCCACAAACUUCCUAGUGUAAUUGCAGGGAGCAUUCUGGGAGGCCGAUGACAUUCUUGUAAAUGAGAGUUUUGUCAUGUGCCAUACCCACUACUUUAUGAAUAGGAACCUUUUUUUAAUUCUUCUCUUCACUUGCUGUCCAAAAAUGUCUCUUGCCAAUGAUGUUGUCUGCAGGAUGGAUAGGAACCAGGCCUCCUGGCUCUUAAAAAGAAGAAGAUGAAGAAAGACACAUUGUUUGAACUUAGCAGACAGGUUGUGCAUGCAAGAAGUUAAAUCUCAAUCCAAGAAAGGUUGAAAAAAGAUUCCUGCCUCAAAUCCAGAAGAGCUAUUUCCCAUCAGUAUAAACAAAAAUGAAACUAUAAUAGAUCAACAAUCUGAUCGGCUAAAAAGCAGCUUUGAAAUGGGCAUAUAUAGGUAAAAUUACUAGAUAAAAAUCAGCUGCAUUAUAAAUUGGUGUUAGGAAUGGAUCCUGGCUCUGAAAAAGUAUAAUAUGCUGCUCUUGGAGGAUGAAAACUGGAACUUUUUUUUUAUUAUUAGUAGCACCUCUGUAUGCACUUUAAGUUGACCCUUUGGGAUAAUGUUAAUACAAAGUAUUUGAUGGACUUCACAUUGCCAUAAAGUGCCCCACUUGUGUAAUAUAAAACAAAUAAAAAAACAGCAAAUGUCAACAA